This is a messenger RNA of Rotaria sp. Silwood1, 1677 nucleotides long. The record is from the annotation of a GenBank genome assembly. Lineage: Eukaryota; Metazoa; Rotifera; Eurotatoria; Philodinida; Philodinidae.
AUGGGUAAUGGAAAUAAAAAAAUAAUUACGACUUCGUUUUCUGCCGAAGAUAUAAAUAAAAAUUCUACAAAACCAACCACCAGAGAUGCAACAAAAUGGUCAUCAGCUGAAGUACAACAUUGGAUCAAACACCAAUGUAAAAAAUUCGAAUUAAAAAAGAAUACAGCUGAACAGUUCGAAAUGAAUGGUCAAGCUCUUGUGUUGCUUACCAAACAUGAUUUUCUUAGACGCGCACCAAACGGAGGAGAAGUACUUUACUAUGCAUUACAACGACUAAUCAAUCCAAAUAAAGAAAGAAAUUCAGCUGAUGAUGAUGAAAAUACAGCAAAACUCGAAUCAUCUGAUCAACAACCUAGAAUAGUAGAAGUUCACAAUGAUCAUAAUGAAGCUCAUGAUACAACAGAUUCAUCAUCAACAAAGCCAAUUGUCGAAGAACCUGAUGAUCCACCAUUACUUCGAAAAUCACAAUCAGAUACAAAUCAUGAUACUCAUCCACAAGAACGCAAUAAUCGAUUCUUUUUUAGCCAAGCACAUUUUCGUCCAACUGUUUUUGCCAUGCCUGCUGCUGCAGCUGCUGCCUAUUUGCAACAACAACAGCGAUAUCCCAACGGUUAUGUAUAUGCACAGCAUCAUCCACAUUAUUAUAUGCAUCAUCCACAAUUCUUUCAACAAUAUUAUCCAAUGAUGUCUGCUCAAGGAGUUUUAAUCGAAACAAUGGAUGAAAAUGAACCUACUCAUGCCACUGUAAAUGGAUCAAUGAAUGGUGCUCAAGAUCCAUCACUUUUUGCGGUUACAAUUAAUGGUCAACGAUAUAUUAUGAACGAAGGACAAGUUAUACAAUUGGUUGGUGAAGUUUAUCAGCAACACGCUUAUCAAGCAAAUCUACAACAACAACAACAACAAGCACGUUUUCAACAGCAACAACAACAUUUUCAGCAACAACAACAGCAACAACAACAACAACAACGAUUUUAUUCACAGCCAUAUCAUUUUCAGCAACAGAUCGAUACUGUAUCCCGUUCUCAACGUUCACUCUUUGCUGAAUAUGAACGUCAACGUAGUCGUCUUGAUCAACUUGUUCGUUCUUAUGAUAAUCAACAAUCAGCUCGUGAUUCAGAAUUACGUCGUCAAUCGGAACAAAUUAGUAAAGAAACUCGACGACGAAUACAUUAUCGAUCACAUACAGUUAUAACAGAACGUGCUCGUUUACAACAUAUUCUCGAUAAUGAUAUAAAUAAUUUAUUUUCAUCUGAUAGGUCAAAUGAUCUAUUUCAUUUAAAAACUCAUUCUAAUGAUAGAAAACGAAAAGUUUAUGGAUGUUUAUUACCAAAAUUGAAAGCACCAUUAAAAAAAAAUAGUAAUACUUGGACACAUAUGAUAUCAAAUUCAAAUUCAAGACAAUCAAAUUUUGAAAAACAUAUGGAAAAUCACCGAAAUUCAAUUAAUAGAUUUAUUGAAUUACCUAUUGAACAACGAAAUUCAAUUAAUAGUUUUAUUGAAUCACCUAAUGAACAACGAAAUAAAAUGAACCUUAUUAUGGAUAAAUUUUUAUAUGAAUUGCAAGAAGGUAAUGGUGAUGGUUACGAUCAUUUUCUUCAAACAAGUGAACCAAAUCGAAAUGCACAAAUACUUGCACAACAAAAUAUUAAGAAUAAGAAUCGAAAACUAAUUAAUUAA